UGGAAUCCUCUUCCCCAAGAAACACACCUGUAACCCCUAAACCCCUCUCUCCUUUCAAUUGCAAGGCGGCUAUUGAGAUUGAAGCGGAGCGGCUUCUCCUCCUUCUUCUUUAUCCAUAGACACAGAGAGAGGGAGAUGGAUCACUUGGCAGCGAUGGAAGAGCGCUUAGUAUCCGAUAGAUUGAGAAGAAAGCUCGAGGAUGUGAACGCCGCCGCGCAGAAGCAGCUCUCCCCCAUCCAAGAUCACGUCAAUUUCACCCUCCAACAAGCGUACUUCAAGUGCGCUUAUGAGUGCUUCGACAGGCGGCGGAAGCAGGAGGAGAUAAGCAACUGCGUGGAGCAUUGCAGCGUCCCGGUUCUUAAUGCCAACAAUAUGGUUGAGACUGAAAUGGCGAAGUUUCAGGAACGACUGAAUCGGUCUUUAAUGGUGUGCCAAGACAAGUUCGAGGCAGCAAAACUCCAGAAAAUCAAAACAGAUGCCAUGACUGACCUAGAGUCCUGCGUAAACAAGGCUAUUGAUGACAGCCUAGGCGCCCUCCCACAUGUUGUUGAUCACGUCAAGGCUUCUCUCUCCAUCAACUGAGUCUUCUAAUUGGCUUCAGGAUUUCAAGCAAUUUAACUCACGAUAAAAACAAGAUCAGAAUUUUAUGGACUCCUGUUGAUAAAUUUUUAGAAAACAUGUGCAGGAGGCAGGCAAAAAAAUGAUGACUCGUGGUUAUUCCAUUUUAUUGAGUCAAGCAGCAUUUCAUGCAAUUGUUUUCUGUAUUAUCUUUUUAACCAUAAACUGUAUCUUAUCAGUCACCCUUCAUUCAGAAACUAACUGCAGGUGAUCCUGCAUUGCAAACAUUUUAAUACCUUUGUUGGUUUCUCAAAGAAUUCCUGAAAUUAAAUUAUUUAUCUUGCUGUCA
This is a messenger RNA of Musa acuminata subsp. malaccensis (wild Malaysian banana), 907 nucleotides long. RefSeq lists its product as uncharacterized. Lineage: Eukaryota; Viridiplantae; Streptophyta; Magnoliopsida; Zingiberales; Musaceae. The record is from RefSeq and is a predicted model, not a curated record. Gene Ontology annotation, cellular component: cytoplasm.